AUGGAUAGUAUCGAUGAAGACUUAUCAAAGAAUGAAACUCCUGAAAACCCAUCUGAUGAUUUGACAAUUGAUGAGAGUGCUGCAAUUCGGCUAUACACAGUCGAAUGGGAACAACCGCAUCGAAGUCUCUAUUCAUUGCUCAAUCAAACUCUAAAAGGUGGCAAUCGCGAAGAACUUCGACCUUAUUCUAAGUAUCUAAAGUUAUUAUUAACUGCACUUGUCAAAAUUCCAUGUGUUCCACCGUUAACUAUUUGGCGAGGAGUUACAAGAAAUUUGAGUGCGAAAUUUCCACCUGGUACCGAAGUAACAUGGUGGUCAUUUUCUUCAUGUACAACAUCACUAACUGUGCUGGAGAAUAACAUGUAUUUGGGUACUACAGGUGUAAGAACACUAUUUUCUGUUGAAGCCAUUAAUGGACGAAAAGUACGAGAUCAUUCACAUUUCGUUACGGAAGACGAAAUUCUUCUUCUACCAGGUACUCAUAUGAUAGUGCAAUCACAAUUGAGUCCAGCACCUGAUCUUCAUUUUAUUCACUUGAAACAAGUCAUACCGAAACAAACUUUAUUGGAACCUCCUUUCGAAGGUGCACAUCUAUAUCCAGAAUUGAAAUAUCCAUGGUAUAAAAAGAAGCAAUUUUUCAUACCAUUAUCUUUAUUGAUAAUCUUAUCGAUCGGAGCAAUUAUUAUCGGUUCUGUCCUUGGAUCACGAAAAAACGACAACAUACCAAUAUAUCAAUGUAUGGACCCAUAUUCAUCACCAGCGACCUCGGGGACUGGAAAAUUACCAGUUGCUAUAGUUUUUGGGAAUUUCCAACGUGUCAACCAAAUCGAUUUGGCAGUGCUCAACUAUGAUGAGCAAAGUGUCGAUAUACUUUCUGGUAAUGGAAAACAUGACUAUGAGACUGAAUACCGAUAUAUGACAGAUUCUGCACCAAGUUCUGUGUUCAACGUUGAUCUAAAUAAGGAUGGACUCCCGGAUCUUAUAGUAACGAAUGGAAAUGAUGACACUAUUAGCGUCCUAGUUGAUAAUCCAGACAAAACAUUUCAGAUUUCGAUCCAAUAUCCUGUUGGUGACGACCCAAUAUCCACUACAGCAGGUUAUUUCAAUAAUGAUACACAAAUAGAUGUAUUAGUAGCAAACUCUGGCGAUAACACGGUUAACUUGUUGUUAGGUGAUGAGGAAAAUACAUUUUCUGAUAUUCGAAUUAUUUUCGAUGUUGGAUCGAAACCUGUCUUUGUCAUAUCAAAUGAUUUUAAUAAAGAUGGAAAACUCGAUUGGGCAGUUAUUAAUCAAGGUAAUAACACUGUCAGUGUGGCACUUGGGUAUGGGAAUGGAAGCUUUGAGAACCUACAGACUUUUAGCGUUGGUACGAUGUCAAUCUCUAUGAUAUCUUAUGAUUUCAAUAAUGAUGAGAAACCAGAUUUGGCUGUGGCAAACUACACUGUAAAAAAAAUAGGUGUUCCACCAAACUUUAAAGGUUUCGCAAUGGUUUUCGAAACCAUUUUAAGUUUCGUAGGAUGAAAAAGGUUUCGUACUCUUCAUACUGAACCUUUUUAAGUUCCGAAAACCGACGAAGGUUUCGAAGUUUCACGAUGAAACCCUCCUAGAGUUUCGUGCACUGUGUACUGAACUUUCGGAGGUUUCGUAUGUUUCGUACGAAACUGUUGAGAGUUUCAUAGAGCAUCUAAAGGUUCCGUGGUAGUUUUACGAAACCUUUCAUAGUUCCAUAAGUGCUCUUAUGGUUCCGAAGAUGUUGCACGAAACCAGCCGUGGUUUCGUAAAAGAUAUACCGAACCAUUACAUCGUUUACAAAGCUAUGAAUAGUUUCGUACAAUUUAUACUGAACCUUUUGAUGUUUUACGAAACCUCAGAUAGUUUCGUGGAAUAGACAAAGGUUCCGUAUAUCUUAUACGGAUCUACGGAAAGUUUCGUAAAAUAUCAAAAGGUUCGGCAUGCACUAUACGAAACUGUUCAUAGUUUCGUAAAUGAUGUAAUGGUUCGGUAUAUCUUUUACGAAACCAUGACUAGUUUCGUACAAUCUUUCCGUAAUUAUUAGAGCACUUAUGCAACUAUGAAUGGCUUCGUAGAACUAAUACGAAACCUUUAGAUGCUCUGCGAAACUGACAAUGGUUUUGUGACAUAUAUACAAAACCUUCUGAUAAAUGACGAAGCUCUUAAUGGUUUCGUAUAAAAUAUACGAAACUAUUAUAUGCAUUUCGAAACUAUCAAUGGUUUCGUAAAAUGUCUCCGAAACCUUUCCAACAUUUACGAAACUAUGCAUGGUUCCGUAAAGAUAUGCCGAACCAUUGCAUCAUUCACGAAACUAUCGAUGGUUUCGUAUCACGUAUACGGAACCUUUAGAUGCUUUACGAAACCAUCAAUGGCUUCAUAUAUUUUGUACAGAACCAUAAUAAAGAUUGUGAAACCAACAACAGUUCCGUACAAAUUGUACGGAACCAUUUUACUACUUGCGGAAGUAAGGGUGGUUUCGUACAAUGUAUACGGAACCAUUUUACUACUUGCGGAACUAAUGGUGGUUCCGUGUUCUAGGUACAGUACCUUUAGGUGUCCUACGAAACCGUAAAUGGUGUCGUAUAUUGUAUGCAGAACCAUAAUAAAGGUGGCGAAACCCUCAAUAGUUCUGUACAACUUGUACCGAACCAUUUUACUGCUUGCGGAACUAAGGAUGGUUUUGCGUUUCAUAUUCGGAACCUUUAGAUAUACUACGGAACUAUCAUUAGUAUCGUAUAAUGUAUAUGGAACCAUAAUAUAGUUUACGAAACCACCAACAGUUCCGUACAAGUUAUACGAAACCAUUUUACCCCUUACGACACUAACGGCGGUUUCAUAAUGUAUAUACGGAACGAUUAUAGGUUUCGUACAUUGUUUAUGAAACCAUUAUAUAAGACUUAUAAAGUUGUCAGAAGCUUCGCAUAACAAAUGCAAAAUGUUUUGGUAUUCUAGAAAGCCGAUCAUGGUUUUGUUGGUUAGCUAAACGCUCCAUUCCAUUGCACGACAUCAAUGAUAGUCUCGCAAAAUACAUUAAGCUUUAUCAAUUUUCCCAUAGAGACUGUUCAAAUUCUAGUAAGCGAUGACAGGGUCGCUCUGCUUCUCUUGAAAGCAUAUGCCAUAAUGAAUACCAUCGAAAAUUUCUUACUUAUUCGUUUGGCUAAGAACGUUCCGCUGUUCGCUAUAAUACUUUAAUAGAGAACACUCAUCGACACAAUAAAGCUUAUUAGCGAACAUUGGAGGUAUAAGAAGGGAAUAUUGAAGAAGUGUCCGUACAAAUACAUAAUGCACAAGCCAGAGAAAAAGAUCAGGGUAUGGCACAAUCAGAUGAUCAUACAGAUAAUGUCAGGUUUACUUAUCGACUCCAGAUACUAGUUAACCGAGUGCCGAAAGAUAAAUUGAUAAUGUUUAGAGCUCACCGAAAUAAGACAAGCACAUUUUGGAUGUGGGCCUGAGUGUGGGUGUACGUUUGAGUGUGGUUUUCAUUCUUUGCUUUAUCCACACCAAUCAUCCACCCACACCCACAAUUUUUACUGCUACCCAACCAACGUUUUCUAGACUAGAAUUUUCCAAAACAUAUGCAUUUAUUUCUUCACCCGAUAUUUUCACUUGCGUACUAUCAUUUAUAAUAUUAAGCACCAACAUUGAGUAGUUAAUAGAUAUCUAUAAGGAGAAUCAUCAAGUAGGUAAUCUAAAUUGAUGAAGAUCACCAUGGAGUAGAUAAUUAAUAUGCAUGAGGAUCAGCAAUAGGUGAGUCAUUUGUAUCAUCGAGGGCCAACAUUAAUCUUUGAUCUGCGACAGACAAACACACAAACACGUUUUAUUUCAUAUGACCUCCCUUUAUUCGAAGGGGAAAAGUCAGAUUUUUGCUGAAAUUUUUAUAUUCUUUCGAAAAUCCCUUUUGAGGUUUUGUACGAAACCUUAGAAAAACGGAAUGUGUAGGGACAGAGAAGAUGUCGUGCCCACACCCUCAGUUUAACUAUUAUUUACAAAGUCUCUUCGUUUUAUAAUAUCUUCUA
Messenger RNA from Rotaria sordida, 4028 nucleotides. Lineage: Eukaryota; Metazoa; Rotifera; Eurotatoria; Philodinida; Philodinidae. The record is from the annotation of a GenBank genome assembly.